GACUUCCCGAGUCACGAACGGGGAACGGUGUGCGAUGGUGCUGCCCACGCGUCGCGGGUCGCCGCUUGGCCUUCUCUACGUGUUUCGCGGCGUAGUUCAGGAACGGGGUCUGAGGCGCCGAUCACGGAGCGGGAGGGUUGCGGCUGCGGCCCUCCUGUGGGGAUCAAGGUCUGUGACUCGAGCCGGGCGUGGCCGUCGGACGCGCUAUCCGUGAUCAAAUCACCGGUCCUCGAGCCGAAAUUUCUCGGGACGCCGCGCAGCUGCCAGCGACAGGCGUAGGCCGUAGGAUGGGCGGCCUACGAGCUGCUGCCGCUGCUACAGUGCCUCCAAACAUCACAGGGCAUCACCUCGACGCGCCGCCGUACCAGGGCAGUUCGCGCGACGCACAGCCGACACCACCUACCUCCUCUAACUCUCUUUAUCCCCGACUUUUGUUCUUGAUCUCUCUUGCCCUCUGUUGCUGAUAUUAAGCUUGUCUUCGUCUCUCCUCUCAUUCGGCGAAGUCUCCCGAAAGCAACCUAACCCGUGGAGUGGAGCAUAUUUCUUCGAGGAACUUCGUCUACACGGUUCAACUACCCUUCAUAAGUCUUUUCGUCCGAUCAAUUUCAAUCCACGCGCUGCAGGAGCAAUCUGGGGCCAACAAUCCAUACCAUAGAACAGCGUGUCAUGAUCAAUGAAGCACAGAAAAAGAAGCUAACACGGAUUCAAAUUCUAUCUAAAAGGUUCAAGCUUUACUGCAGAAUACCACUUUAUAUCUCGUCCUCCGUCUCCGCCUCCAAUGAUGCAGGACUCGGCGGCCGCAGCCCCAUUCCAAGCGGCGGCCGCGAAGUCUCAGAUUCCGGAACCAGAGGAGAAGCUGCGAUGCCCAAGGUGCGACUCCACCAACACCAAGUUCUGCUACUACAACAACUACAACCUCUCCCAGCCGCGCCACUUCUGCAAGAGCUGCCGCCGCUACUGGACCAAAGGCGGCGCCCUUCGGAACGUUCCCAUCGGCGGUGGCACCCGCAAGAGCUCCAAGCGCUCCAAAACCUCCUCCUCCUCCUCUUCUGCUUCCAGUUCCAAGAGCUCCAGUCCCCCUAAACCCGGCCUUUCCCCGUCUGGACACGCACAACCUGAGCCCAUCUCCGUUAUGCUCCCGCCCCUCGACGCGGACCACCGAUUGCUCGAUACCAGUGGAAGUUUCAUCUCGCUUUUGGCAUCGAGUGGACACUUCGGAGGCCUCUUGAAUAGCUUCCUUCCGGGGGGUGGCGCCUCUGCUGGGGUGCGGAAUCCCAGUACUGUGAGCAGUUCAGGCGUCGAUGGCCAUGAAUGGGAAUUACAGAACUUCACUGGCAGCAGUGGCUCUGAGAGCAUAGCUGCGACAUUGUCAACUGAGAACUUGAGCUUGCAAGUUGAUUCUGAAUGCUGGACUGGAGCAUGGCCUGAUCUCUCCGUCUACAAUCCAGGCUCAAAUUUCCUCUGAAAAGAUCACCUUAAAGCCUUGUAGCAAUGUAUUAUUAAUAGGAAGGUGGAACUGAAAAAGAUCACCUUUUUAUUCUUCUUCUUCCUUGUCACAGGUAACUGAACUGCUUAUGAUACAUAUCAUGCUUAAUGGUAUGGUUAGUAUAUAGUUUUUGAGAA
Messenger RNA from Musa acuminata subsp. malaccensis (wild Malaysian banana), 1623 nucleotides. NCBI's taxonomy places the organism in Eukaryota, Viridiplantae, Streptophyta, Magnoliopsida, Zingiberales, Musaceae. The record is from RefSeq and is a predicted model, not a curated record.